This is a messenger RNA of Lagopus muta (rock ptarmigan), 630 nucleotides long. RefSeq names its product forty-two-three domain containing 1 (gene FYTTD1). Gene Ontology annotation, biological process: mRNA export from nucleus. Lineage: Eukaryota; Metazoa; Chordata; Aves; Galliformes; Phasianidae. The transcript is spliced from 7 exons. Bases 1 to 630 code for a protein of 209 amino acids. The record is from RefSeq and is a predicted model, not a curated record. Gene Ontology annotation, molecular function: mRNA binding.
AUGUCCUUGGGUGAGCUGGGCGACGCGGGGGAGCGCGAGGGGCUGCGGCUGAUCCGAGCGCCGGAUGAUAUAAUUAAACUGAACAAGAAAGAAGAGAGGAAGCAGUAUUCCCCCAAAAUGAAGAGAGGACUCCAGCAGAAUCGAACUCAGCAAUUCAGGACACCAGGCUCCAAGUGGGGGAUCCAACAACAGAAAGGUUAUGGUAAAAAUCAUUUGGGCCACAGAAAGAAGAUUGUAGGGAAGAAGCGUCCUUAUGGAGUUAUAACUGGCUUGGCAGCCAAGAAAGCAAUGGGUUCACACAAAGGAAUUAGUCCUCUGAACAGGCAGCCACUUAGUGAGAAGGUGCAGGCCCAAGUGCAGCCAACAGAAGAUCUUGAUACUCAGACAGCAAAGAGAACUCGUCAAUGGCGAACUUCUACCACAAGUGGAGGGAUUCUGACUGUGUCCAUUGAGAACCCAGGAGCAAUCAUAACCCCAAUUUCCCAGAAAUUGCGAUUAACUCGUACUCCUGUGCCCCCGUUUCUGAUGAAGAGGGACCAAUCUGAAGAGAAGAAGAUUCCCAAAGGGGUUCCGUUGCAGUUUGAUAUUAAUAGUGUUGGAAAGCAGUUCUUCCACUACCUUGCAGUGUAA